AUGGCCACGUUCAUCAAGUCCAAAUCAUCUUCUAAUUCUUCCACUGGAGUUGGAUACAGUAAUGGUGUCUUUUUGAGUUUUCGAAGAGAAGAUACUUGCAAGAAUUUUACAGACCAUCUUUGUUAUGCAUUAGUUCAAGCAGGAAUCCCUACAUUUCGCGAUGUUAAUGAACUUACUAGAGGAGAAGAAAUCUCCCAACAACUCAAGGCAAUUGAAGAAUCAAGGAUUUCUAUAGUGGUCUUCUCCAAAGGUUAUGCUUCAUCAACAAAGUGUCUUGAUGAACUAGCAAAGAUUAUGGAGUGCAAAAAUACCAUUGGCCAGAUUGUUGUCCCUGUGUUUUAUGAUAUUGAACCAUCCGAUAUACGCAAACAGAAACGAAGUUUUUUAGAAGCCUUUAAGGCGUAUGAAGAAAUAUGUAAGGUAAAAAUGAAGAAGGUCAACAAGUGGAGAGGAGCUCUAAACGAGGCUUCAAAUCUGUUCGGGUAUGCUCUCAAGGAUAUGGCAAAUAGGUAUGUCUUUUCAUUAUAA
Molecule: messenger RNA, 528 nt
Organism: Dovyalis caffra
Lineage: Eukaryota; Viridiplantae; Streptophyta; Magnoliopsida; Malpighiales; Salicaceae
Source: the annotation of a GenBank genome assembly